AAAGGUUCAAUCCCCAUUAGGAGUGAAUCCAAAUUAAAACAGAUCCAAUCAUGUUGGCCCUCUCUUCUUCUUUGUAUUCUAACUAUGGCUCCUCAUGGCCUUUGGAGGAAAAGAAUAUGAGCCAAGCCCCUUUCUUGAAUAACAAUUCUGGAGAAACAGAAGAAGCUUUGGAUUCAUCAUCUCUACAAUUCCCUUCAUUGCAAACCCAACAUAUGGAGUAUUUUCCUUCCACUGACAUUACCAAUGAUCCAUCCUUCAUCAAGAAACUCAGCCAUAAUGCCAGCGAACGUGAUCGCCGCAAGAAAUUAAACACUCUCUAUGCUUCUCUUAGAUCAAUACUUCCAGGGGCUGAUCAAACGAGGAAACUAAGCAUUCCAUCGACGAUUUCUCGUGUUCUAAAAUACAUACCUGAGCUGCAUAACCAAGUUGAGAAGCUGAAACAGAGGAAGCAGGAAAUCUUAUCAACUAUUCAUAAGAAUGGAGAUCGAACCCACAUCGAUAAUCAAAGUAAUAGGAUUGUUCGAAGAUCAUUACCAAUUGUUUCGGUGAGUGAAAUUGAAGAAAGAGUAGUAAUGAUUCAGAUAUGUACAAGUAAGAACAUGAGAAGUUCAGUAUCAGAGAUUUUGGUUAAUUUGGAAGAAGAGGGCCUUGAAGUGUUUAAUCUUUCAGCUUCUGGUUCUUCAGGGGAGGUGGUGUUUUACAAUCUUCAUCUUCAGAUUAGAGAAAAAGAAGGGUUGAAUUGCGAAUUGUUGAGUCAGAAGCUGCUCUCAAUGUGUGAAAUGGGGGAAGAUUUGUUGUUCUGAUGCAAUGGUUUUGGCCAUGGCGAGAUUACUUAACAACUAACCAUACAACCUUUUGAAAGAAGAGAUCUAUCGAAGGAAAAGGACUAGGCAUGAGUGAUGAUUCUUGAUUGAAUCUCUCAUUUCUUGUACUACUCUAAAUACCA
Macadamia integrifolia is the source of this 946-nucleotide messenger RNA. RefSeq names its product transcription factor ORG2-like. Bases 51 to 803 code for a protein of 250 amino acids. Gene Ontology annotation, molecular function: DNA-binding transcription factor activity, RNA polymerase II-specific; protein dimerization activity; RNA polymerase II transcription regulatory region sequence-specific DNA binding. The transcript is spliced from 3 exons. NCBI's taxonomy places the organism in Eukaryota, Viridiplantae, Streptophyta, Magnoliopsida, Proteales, Proteaceae. Gene Ontology annotation, biological process: regulation of transcription by RNA polymerase II. The record is from RefSeq and is a predicted model, not a curated record. Gene Ontology annotation, cellular component: RNA polymerase II transcription regulator complex.